Molecule: messenger RNA, 528 nt
Organism: Symbiodinium sp. CCMP2456
Lineage: Eukaryota; Dinophyceae; Suessiales; Symbiodiniaceae
Source: the annotation of a GenBank genome assembly
AUGCAGUAUGCGCCCUUCGCCCAACUUCCGCCCCCUCCCGGCCUCGUGGGCACUCGAUCCGAUCCCAUCGUGCUGCCGGCCGGCCCGAGCGAUCUGAAGCCCAGUUCGGAAGAGGAGACGCAGAAGAUCUUCAAGCUGGCUCGUGAUGUUGUGGCGGACCAUGAGAAGUGGCUGUCCACCAUGAGUGACGAAGAGGCCAGCCGAAAGGAGCGGCAAGACCUACUGCGUGUUGUUGCGCAGUCUUCAGGGACUGUUGACAAGAAAGCGACAUUACACUUUCAGAUGCCGGGUGGUUCGCAGGCGACAGAGAAGUUGGAUGUCGAGGCCACCACAGCCUUCGAGCUCAACUCCAAGGCCUACGAGCUCCUGUCCAACAAGCGCGAACAGUGGAAAAUCACGGUUUCAGGCCCCACAGCGGGCACUGCUUCCUCGGUCUUCGUCGAAGUCAAUGAGGCAAUGUAUGGGCAGAGCCUGGCCAGUUUAGGGAUGGCGCCGAGCUGCAGCUACACAGUGAAAGUUGUACAGUGA